GUCGGUUGCUAAGACAAGCACGUUUCCUUUCCUUAACAACCGCAGGGAGGCUGGUAUUUGGGGCUCCGGGUCGAGGUGACUCAGGUGAGAGAAGCCGGGCAGGCGGGUCGGGCUCCCCGCGCCCCGUCCCCCUCUCCGCCCCGUCGGAGUGGAGCCUUGGGCGCUCCCGCCGCCCGGAGACCCCAGCGCCCCCCACCACACCUCCGUCCCGGCCGGCCAGGGGCCACUCGGAGCGCCCCCAGCCCGCUCGGUCUGGCGGUUCUGGUCCCUCACAGGAUGAAGCGCGCUCCUGGCCCUGAGCACCUCGCGGGGUCCGGCCCCCUUGGGGCGGGGGGGUCAUCCCAGGCUACCAUCUUCACGGGGCGCGGGCUGGGUUUUGACGCGGAGCCUGGCGGGGCGGCGGACUCUGGCGUGGUAAGAGGUCAAGGCUGGAGGAAACGAGGCACCAAAUAUUCCGCUAUUGCAGAUCAUUUCUCUAGCUCAUCUGCUUUAGAACACUUUAGGUUUUCUUGCAAUGUUUUGUGCAAAUGCAAAAAAAAAAGUCUGGUAGGGGAGAACUAGGAACAGUAGAAUCCAUGAAGAAGGCAGAAGACAAACCUAAACAUACCGUCUCCUGUUCAGGUUACUUCCUUUGGCCCAUCGCUGUACCCAUAGAUACGGAACAUUACUAAUAGAAGAGGAAAGUCAUUCACACAAGUGCCCAGGCGCUAAUGGAUGUUUCAUGUUUGCCAGUCUCUUGAGAACAGCGAACUUUUUCUCUUCCAGGAAGUUGGCAUUAGGCGUUAAUUUUUUAAAAUGUGCUUUUUUCAUUUACAGCUCAGCUAUGGAAACUCAGAGUGAGCACACUGAAAUCAAUAUACCCAAGCUGCUUACAUCCAUUGAUUUCAAAGGGCCUACUUUGAGUAUGACUAAUAUUAGAUAUUUUCCUGUAUAAGCAGCUGCAUCAAAUGUUGAUAUUUCAAUAACAUGUGAGCCUGACAUACUGAGUCAGGCUAGGGGCUCUCUUUCCGAUAUUGCCUUCUUUAUUAGCAGUUUUCCAGAAUUUCAGGUGGAGAUCUUUCUUGCCUCUUGCUAAUUGAUCCUUUUAACUGGAGCUGCAACAGUAUGAAUUUGGACCCUUCUAUAUGCAAAGCAUGGGCUUUACCACUGACUUAUGACGUCUCCCUGCUUGGGGGCCAGUGGGCACAUUUGGAAUUUUGCAGCAGUCACAAAAUGGCUGCUUGUGGGAGGCAUUGCAUAACCUGCCUGCAAGAUAUAUAUAGAGAGACCAGAGCACAAAGAUAUGUCCACCUAUCAGUGGAAGAAAGGCACCUACAUCAGCCACCAUUACACUCACUCACAGAGAGGUUCUUUGCAUCUCUUGGAAUAAAAUCCAAACCCAUUUAGUUACUUAAGCUGUUUCCAAGGACUGCUUUUCUAGAACUGUCACCAAAGUAUAAGGGAUAAUUGGAUACCCCUAAAUAAACAACGACUGCAAAGAAAAGCUGUUUUUAGGCCUGCUGUUCUCAUAUCAGUACUCCUCCCCCCCAAGAAGACAUGUAAACAAGCAUUCAAUUGAUCUUUUAAAAAUUGAGUGUACAUUUUUAGGGGGAAAUUAAGCACAAAAGUGGCUUUUGAUAGAUGAUAAACUGGCAAAAAUAGCAUAACAUGGCAAAAUAUAGGAUUUACCUAGGCUGAUACCUCUAUUCAUCGCUUGGCUUGGGUUAUUCCAGGGUCCUUUGAAAGAUUCCAAAUCCAUGAUCUCUCAACCUAGAGUAGCUCCAGCCUGGGGGAAAAUCUUUAGGGUUAAGAGAAAGAUGUCUGCCCACCUUUGUGAGCUAAUCAAUCCAUUUCAAGCCAGAGACUGGCAAGAAGUAGGGCUUGUGCAAAGCUAAUCAGAGAAUGUUAUUGUGGGAUUAAGUUCCUAUUCUUAAAGUUGAUGAAAUAAGGAUUUUUAAGUGUCAGCCUUUUUUAGUUAGACCAGGAGGGAUAUAAUUUCUAAAUUACAGUAUACCUCAAAGUAUUUAUGGGCACAUUUGAUUGAAUAGCUGUUAACUAGGCAGGAUGUAACGGACAUUGUUCCUUUAGUGACAGAUAGGAAUAUCCAAGCAAGAAGACUUGCUACUCUGUAAGCUUUUGCUUGCAAAAUAGAGUUGGCAUUUUGAAAUGGCAGUAGCAAAGUCAAGCAGGCUGGGAUUUUCACAGUAUUUUAAUAUUGUUACCAUUUCAAUUUUACGUCUUAUGCUAAUAACAACAGACAGUUGCAAAAAAGACCAUCAUCUAAAACUAUAGCAUCAUAAUGCAUGUAUAUUAUCUAGCCAUGUAUAAUCAUGACUAGAUGAAUGGCUCAUUCUUUAUUUUGACUCUUUUAAAGAUCUCAGAUGUGUGAUAUCCUCAUGCUGAGGAUACGUCAACUGAACUAUUUUCUCCCUCUCUUUUUCUCUUAAGCAUUGGAAUACCCUGCUUCUGCAAAACAGUUCAGACUGAAUUCUAAAGGUCCUAGCCUUUUCCUAGUCUGCCCUUGAUUGGUUCCCUACAGGCUGCUCUGCCCCUUCCCAGGGUCACAGUGGACAGACAAUGGCAGACACUGGGGAGGGGAAAAAAGAGGAGGCGGACUAUAAGAGACUUCACAGCUUUCCACUGAUCAGGGUAAGAAUGGGAAUAAUGAAGUAUGCUACGUUCUUGGAUCAGGAGAUGUGGGGGCUUGGUGCCAUUAGCUUCCAUUUUACUUUGCUACUUAAUUUAAAUAGGAGUACUGAGGUGUGGGGUGAAGCAGACACUUUAUUGGUAUAUCUCAUAAAAAUACAGUUGCACAAGGCACUCCAAGCAAUCUUGUUAAAAUGGGGAUGUGUGUCUAUUGCUCAGCAAACACCAUCUUCUUUCUUUAUUAAAUUUCUAUCCCACGCUUCUUCCCCAAAGAGUUUAUUAUCAAGUAUUUUACAAAGUACGCAUGAAGAAGCAGAAGUCAUUGUGGUCAUUGCCUACAGUGGCUCAACAAUUUCUGAAUGAUUGCUCAAAAGAAAGUGGUGUGCAUGAAGGCAUGAAAGAAAACUGGAAGGGUAAACAGAGUACCAGAAGAAGAGCCUUUUGGAUCAGUCCUGUAGUCCAUCUAGUCCAGGAACCUGUUCUUGCAGCAGCCAACCAGAUGCCUAUGGGAAAGAGGAAAGGCAUGUGAUGUUAUGAGGGAGUUCUUGAUAGUAGAUGGGACAAUAAGUGGGCAGCAAGAAAAAAUGAUGGAACAUUUGAGGCAUGUGGAGGAGGUAUAAGUCCUGUAUACACAUACUACUUCUGGGUUAAAUGAACACAAGAGGAGGAAGAGUGAGGACAAGUGUCCUAGCUCUGACCCCUCUUGCCAUUCCCUCUACUUAUGCGGGCUCCAUCCAUUAUUUAAGACUCUGAAAUAUUGGGUUUUACAUUGCAUGGAGAGGCUACACAAGCAGAACAAGUCUCCCUGCUACAUGGGGAAGGGGUGGAAUUAGCAUGUUCUUUCUCACUUCCUGCCUCCACAUUAUUCUUAGCACAGAAGUAAUAAACAUGGGCAGGAUUAUAAUAUCUCUAGGAAUGGAGUAUUGCAAUUUUUAGCAUGUGCUGCUGAGACAUUUACCUGUGUAAUAGGAAAGCAGAAUGAUUGGAAACCAUUUUGUAUCUUCCAAAGGUAAAAUUAUCUUGGCAUUUGAAAGUCUCUGUGUGUAUGGCAAGUUCAAGAACUGCAAACUUACUUAUUUUAGCAAGGUUUUCCUUACUGUUAUACAUAUCUAUAUUUUAAUGCAAACAGCUAGGUUUUAAAAUCUUUGGCAGGCUUCUGCCCCCAGUAAGGAUGGGACGAGGAGAAUGGGACAGAAAACCAAUGUACCUCAGAGCUGUAUCUAGCUUGGAAAGACGUCUUGCUUCAGGACUGCCAUUUCUAUAAACGGGGAGAUAUUCCAGUUGCCUAAAUAAACUUCUCAGUCACAGAGGAUUUCUCUUGAAUUCCUGUGCCUGGCUUCUACACUUUCCAUCCUUUGCCCACUCCUGGCCAAGCAUGAAAGAAAGAAGAGGUGGUGGCUCCCAGAUGGGUCUGGGAGUGUGGGUUGCUUUGUGGCUUAUGGCCUUCCUUGCAUUGUCUUCCAGCACACAGACAUGCCAGAGGAGAUGCGAGUAGAGACCAUGGAGUUGUGUGUCACUGCGUGUGAGAAAUACUCCACCAACAAUGAGGUAUUGGUCAUCUCUGAGAACUAUGUGCUUGGAUUUAUUUAUUUUUGAAUGAUAAGGAAGAUACAUAACAACAACAACAAUUUAUUAUUUGUACCCUGCCCAUCUGGCUGGGUUUUCCCAGCCACUCUGGGCGGCCUCCAACAAAGAUUAAAAAUACAUUAAAAUGUCACACAUUAAAAACUUCUCUAAACAGGGCUGCCUUCAGAUGUCUUCUAAAUGUCAGCUAGUUGUUUAUCUGUUUGACAUCUGAUGGGAGGGCGUUCCACACAUUACUAUUAAGCUCCCAUGUCUGUGGGGGGAAAUUGUUUGAUCUCUCUGUCAGUUGACUUGAAAUUAAAUUUAAUUAGCCAAUACAACAGUAAAUAGAAAUAAUUCAGUGAUGAUACCAGAAUCAUAUUAAUACAAAAUACCCAUGUAAACACAUGAUUGAUUAAAUUGGUGGAGCAACUAAUUUCAAUUAAAAAGAUAACUUCAAUAAAAGUUACAAAUUCAUCUCAAGACCAAAAUAUAAAUGUAUCAAAGCUAACAAAAAUGACCAUAUAAUUGAUAUGCAUAAUGACAACAGUUUGUUUUAAAAAGCAGUUACAUAAUGAAGCCAAGAACAGCAGAUAAAACAGCGUGUGUAUGUGUGUAUUUCUCUCUAUAUACUGUGAGGGGGGAAAGUACUUGAUCCCCUGCUAAAUUUGCCCCCAGAAACCCAGAAGACAAAAGUCAGAGAUUGAUGUGCAUUAUGAUGAGUGAAAUAAGUUUUUGAUCCCUUUGCAAAAGAUGACUUAGUACUUGGUGGCAAAACCCUUGUUGGCAAUUACAGGGGUCAGACGUUUCUUGUAGGUGGCCAACAGGUUUGCACACAUCUCAGGAGGUAUUUUGUCCCACUCCUCUUUGCAGAUCCUCUCCAAGUCAGUAAGAUUUCAAGGCUGAUGUGUAGCUACUCAUGACUAUGCUACCACUCAGUGGAUUUGUAACUGGCUGACUGACCGAACCCAAAGGGUGCUCAUCAAUGGUUCCUCUUCAUCCUGGAGAAGAGUGACUAGUGGGGUGCCACAGGGUUCUGUCUUGGGCCCGGUCUUAUUCAACAUCUUUAUCAGCGACUUGGAUGAUGGACUCAAGGGCAUCCUGAUCAAAUUUGCAGAUGACACCAAAUUGGGAGGGGUGGCUAACACCCCAGAGGACAGGAUCACACUUCAAAACGACCUUGACAGAUUAGAGAACUGGGCCAAAACAAACAAGAUGAAUUUUAACAGGGAGAAAUGUAAAGUAUUGCACUUGGGCAAAAAAUGAGAGGCACAAAUACAAGAUUGGGGACACCUGGCUUGAGAGCAGUACAUGUGAAAAGGAUCUAGGAGUCUUGGUUGACCACAAACUUGACAUGAGCCAACAGUGUGACGCAGCAGCUAAAAAGCCAAUGCAAUUCUGGGCUGCAUCAAUAGGAGUAUAGCAUCUAGAUCAAGGGAAGUAAUAGUGCCACUGUAUUCUGCUCUGGUCAGACCUCACCUGGAGUACUGUGUCCAGUUCUGGGCACCACAGUUCAAGAAGGACAUUGACAAACUGGAACGUGUCCAGAGGAGGGCAACCAAAAUGGUCAAAGGCCUGGAAACGAUGCCUUAUGAGGAACGGCUAAGAGAGCUGGGCAUGUUUAGCCUGGAGAAGAGGAGGUUAAGGGGUGAUAUGAUAGCCAUGUUCAAAUAUAUAAAAGGAUGUCACAUAGAGGAGGGAGAAAGGUUGUUUUCUGCUGCUCCAGAGAAGCGGACACGGAGCAAUGGAUCCAAACUACAAGAAAGAAGAUUCCACCUAAACAUUAGGAAGAACUUCCUGACAGUAAGAGCUGUUCGACAGUGGAAUUUGCUGCCAAGGAGUGUGGUGGAGUCUCCUUCUUUGGAGGUCUUUAAGCAGAGGCUUGACAACCAUAUGUCAGGAGUGCUCUGAUGGUGUUUCCUGCUUGGCAGGGGGUUGGACUCGAUGGCCCUUGUGGUCUCUUCCAACUCUAUGAUUCUAUGAUUCUACUCGAACCUUCAGCUCCCUCCACAGAUUUUGAUGGGAUUAAGGUCUGGAGACUGGCUAGGCCACUCCAGGACCUUAAUGUGCUUUUUCUUCAGCCACUCCUUUGUUGCCUUGGCUGUGUGUUUUGGGUUAUUAUCAUGCUGGAAUACCCAUCCUUGACCCAUUUUCAAUGCCCUGGCUGAGGGAAGGAGGUGCUCACCCAAGAUUUGACGAUACAUGGUCCCGUCCAUUGUCCCUUCGAUGCUGUGAAGGUGUCCUGUCUCCUUAGCAGAAAAACACCCCCAAAGCAUAUCAUGUCCCCCUCCAUGUUUGACGGGUGGGAAGGUGUUCUUGGGGUCGUAGGCAGCAUCCCUCCUCUUUCAAACACGGCGAGUUGAUGCCAAAAAGCUCGAUUUUGGUCUCAUCUGACCGCAACACUUACACCCAGUUCUCCUCUGGGUCAUUCAGAUGUGCAUUGGCAAACUGCAGACGGGCCUGUACAUGUGCUGUCUUGAGCAAGGGGACCUUGCGGGCUCUGCAAGAUCUCAGUCCUUUAUGGUGUGAUGUGUUACCAACUGUUUUAUGGUGACUAUGGUCCCAGUUGCCCUGAGAUCAUUGACAGGUUCCCCCCGUGUAGUUCUGGGCUGCAACAUCACAAUUCUCCUGAUCAUUGCAACUCCACAAGAUGAGAUCUUGCAUGGAACCCCGGACCGAGGGAGGUUGACAGUUAUUUUGUGUUUAUUCCAUUUGCGAAUUAUUGCACCAACUGUUUUCACCUUCUCACCAAGCUGCUUGGCAAUAGUCUUGUAGCCCAGUCCAGCCUUGUGCAGGUCUACAGUCUUGUUCCUGACAUCCUUGGACAGCUCUUUGGUCUUGGUCAUGGUGGCUAGUUUGGAAUCUGCUGGAUUGAUUGCUUCUGUUGACAGGUGUCUUUUGUACAGGUACUGUAACGAGCUGGGAUUACAGGUAACACCUCUCCCUUACAGGAGGUGCUUCUAAUCUCAGCUCAUUACAAACAAUGAAGAUACCAGGUAGCCUGACAUCUGGCUGGUUGAUAGGAGAUCAAAUACUUAUUUCACUCAUUAUAAUGCACAUCAAUCUCUGACUUUUGUCUUCUGGGUUUCUGGGGGUUUUCCUGUUGUUAUUCUGUCUCUCACAGCUACAAUAAACCUACCAUUAAAAUUACGGACUGGUCAUUUCUUCGUCAGUGGGCAAACGGGCAAAUUUAGCAGGGGAGCAAAUACUUUCCCCCCUCACUGUAUAUAUAAACAGUUGGUGAGCUUCAGCGGCAUAUGAGAAAGAAUCCAUUUUUCUCUCUUUCUAACUUGCUGUUCCUUCCCCUUUGGCUCCUAUUCCUUUCCUUGUUGAAUUUCUUGUUUCUUCCCUUCAGAGUGCUGCCAAGAUGAUCAAAGAGACAAUGGACAAGAAGUUUGGCUCCUCCUGGCAUGUCGUGAUUGGGGAGGGCUUUGGUUUCGAGAUCACCCACGAGGUGAAGAAUCUGCUGUACAUGUUCUUUGGAGGCAGUCUUGCUGUUUGCGUUUGGAAGUGCUCCUGACAUACUCCAUCUCUCUCUCUCUCUCUCUCUCUCUUUUCAAGCUCACCACAUUCAGGAGAUUUCCCCCCAGACUUUGCAUUGGUUUUUGUACAAUUUAAAGGGCAGGCUUAUUUUUAAUAAUAAAAUAUUGAGCUUUUUCUUAUUUAUAUACCAGCUUUAUGACAAAUACUGAGUGUGUGCGUGAGUGUAAGUAAAUAUGUUUGAGCUACUUAAUCCAGCUCAUAGAGUGUUUGACUCUGAUUUUACCAAUGUGGCUUUUUGCUUAGAGGUGGGGAUCAGGGGAUGGUGACUGCAAGUCACAGUUUAUGAAGCCAUACAUUGCAGAGAGAGCAUGAAGAGUUUGAAUCCAAACUUCCCAUUGCUUCUCCUUGCUAUCUCUUCCCACUUUCUGGGAGAAGACCAGAAAAAGGCAGCUGAUUUCUCUUUGCCCAGAUGACAGCUGCCUGGUUGUCAGAAGUGUGUGUGCCAGCUUGACAAACCUGACCCAGUGGACGGUUGCUAGGAUAAUUGCCCUUCCACCUCCUCACUACACCUACAGAGCACUGAUAUAGCUUGUAAAGCGUAUGGCACACAAAUAAGACUAUUUUGCAUAGCAUGUGGGAUGGGGUGGGAGUGUCACGAUGCCAAUAUGUUGUAUCUUGUUCAGAAACUGGUCGUGGGAAGAAGCUCUGCCUGAGCUGCCAGUUUCUCAAAACUUUUAAGUACAAUUGUACUUCCAUUUUGUAGAGUCUAAUAAUGCUGUCACGAGGGUGUUGAUUAAUGGUCCUUAUUGUAUUUUCUAUAUAGUCUAUUUGAAUUUGGAGUGUGAAGGGGACUUACUUUUUACAAUAAACUUUUUUUAAUGCAUGGC
This is a messenger RNA of Podarcis lilfordi (Lilford's wall lizard), 8558 nucleotides long. The record is from the annotation of a GenBank genome assembly. Lineage: Eukaryota; Metazoa; Chordata; Lepidosauria; Squamata; Lacertidae.